UGAGAGAUCCACCUCUUCAGAUCCCUGAGAUCCACCUCUUCAGACCUGUGGUUCACAUCCUUCAGGCUCCACCGACUCUCACUGGGAUUGGAUCUAUGUGUUCUUCAUUCUGUGGAGGGGGACAGGAUGAGUUGUCCUCCCGAGCUUCUCUGCUGACAGGACUGAAGGAGCUGCAAACCUCUGAGCCUUGAAGAAACUUUAGUAUUUGACCUCUUCCAGGAGAUGUUAUCGUCAUUAACACUCUGGACCUAAUAGUUGGAAACAUUUUGCGUUUUUAUCGGCCCUUGGAUUGACUUUAUCUUUUAACUGUAUUGUUUUUAACUUGGCAGCUGAAACAUGGCACUUUAUUUAGAAGGUCUGAGCAAAGGAGUGGCCAACGGAGGGAUGGCUCAGUUCCAGGAAAUGAUGCGGCAGCAGCUGGAGAGCUCCAUGCACACGGAGCUGGAGAAACUGCUGGACACCACCACGGGGGCCGAGAGAGAGGUGUCCAGGAAAGACUUUGAGGGCUUCAAGAAUCUUUUCCACAGAUUUCUGCAGGUGAAGGGGCCGUCGGUCGAGUGGCUCAAGAUACAAAGACCUCCAGAGGAAUCGAUCCAGCCCUAUGAUAGGAUCGAGGCUCGCGGCCUGCCGGACAACGUGGCCGACUGUCUGAACAAGCUGGUGGUGGUGAAGCUGAACGGAGGCCUGGGCACCAGCAUGGGCUGCAAGGGCCCCAAGAGCCUGAUCAGCGUCCGCAACGAGAACACCUUCCUGGACCUCACUGUGCAGCAGAUAGAGCACCUGAACAAGACGUACAACACGGACGUGCCCCUGGUUCUCAUGAACUCCUUCAACACAGAUGAAGACACAAAGAAGAUCCUGCAGAAGUACACGCACCACCGCGUCAAGAUACACACCUUCAACCAGAGCAGGUAUCCUCGCAUCAACAAGGAGUCGCUCCUGCCUGUGGCCUCCAGCUUGAACAUUAACGGCCAAAGCACAGAAGGCUGGUACCCUCCGGGCCACGGCGACAUCUACGCCAGCUUCUACAACUCGGGCCUGUUGGACCAGCUGAUCCAACAGGGCAAGGAGUACAUCUUUGUGUCCAACAUCGACAACCUGGGGGCCACCGUGGACCUGCACAUCCUGCGCCACCUGGUCAGCCAGCCCAACGGCAAGCGCUGCGAGUUCGUCAUGGAGGUGACGGACAAGACGCGCGCCGACGUCAAGGGCGGCACUUUGAUCCAGUACGAAGGAAAACUGCGUCUGCUGGAGAUCGCUCAGGUGCCCAAGGCCCACGUGGACGAAUUCAAAUCGGUUUCAAAGUUCAAGAUCUUCAACACCAACAACCUGUGGAUCUCUCUGUCUGCCAUCAAGAGGCUGCAGGAACAGAAGGCCAUGAACAUGGAGAUCAUCGUCAACCCCAAGACUCUCGACGGCGGACAGAACGUCGUCCAGCUGGAGACGGCGGUCGGCGCGGCCAUCAAGAGCUUCGACUACGCGCUGGGGAUAAACGUACCUCGCAGCCGCUUCCUGCCCGUGAAGACCACGUCCGACCUGCUGCUGGUCAUGUCCAACCUGUACAGCCUGGACGCCGGCUCGCUCACCAUGAGCCCCAGGAGGGAGUUCCCCACGACGCCGCACGUCAAACUGGGCAGCUCCUUCACCAAGGUUCAGGAAUACCUGACUCGCUUCGAGAGCAUCCCCGACAUGCUGGAGCUCGACCACCUCACCGUGUCUGGAGACGUCACGUUUGGAAAAAACGUUUCACUCAAGGGCACCGUCAUCAUCAUCGCCAACCACGGCGACCGGAUCGAUAUCCCCGCCGGCUCCAUGCUGGAAAACAAGAUCGUGUCCGGUAACCUGCGCAUACUGGACCACUGAGGCCUUUCUCCACGCCGCCUUUCUCCACGCCGCCCCCCCCCCUCCCCUAUCAUGUGAUCCUGUUUGUUUCUAUCCCAGUCAUGUGACCCACAAGGACAGGCUGUGUGCAGCGCUGCUGGACGUGUUUGUAGCUUGCAUAUACUGCCCCCUACAGGCUCCUUAGGAAUUAUAUCAAAGGUUUAUGUUAUAUAUCGAAAUAAUCACAGCUGUCACUUUACAUAAAGACAUUUAUAAGACAUAAGAGAAAACAAGAGAUUUUAUCGUAUUUUAGUUUAGUCCGUUUCCUUAAAUCUGCCAUAAACAGCUAUUUAGUAAAGACACUCAUAAAACUGAUGACAUCAUCAUUAUUUGUCUCACAGAUCUUAACAAGGUGCGACGUCCUCUGUUCUUAACCCUCAGCAAGAAUCAGGAAAAACUACAGAAAUAAUCAUUAUUAUAUACAAAUAAUUGAAAAUGUUGAAACACGCGGAUCUGACGAUGUUGAAGUGAAGAUCUGCAGUAAAACCAGGAGGCUGAUGGGAAAUCGUCUGAGGAGCUUUUUAAACAUCCUGCUCACGAACAAACGACCAGAGAUGAAAACGUUUCGUCUCUGUAGCUUCUGGACUAACGACUUUUAUUCAGGCGACGUAACGACUGCGUGAAGUUUUAUGUAAUAAAAUAAAAGAUAUAAGAUGUAAAGUGAAGGCUUCCCUGUUCAGACCCGCUGUGACGUAGGAAAAACAAACCACCCCGUGCAUUACGUUGUUUUGUCCAGUCUGUUCACAUGUUGACCUUCACGUUGUGUGAAACCUCGUGCCUCCAUCAGUGUCUCACGUCCUUCUGCCUUUUAGCCUCACACGAGCACCACAGGUCAUUUUAAAACAAACGUGUACAUACGCAGAGUUUCAGAGAGGAAGAUACUUGAGAUGGAGACUGAAAGCAAUAAGUGUUGAUCUGUGACGAGGUCUGAAUCCUCGGAGCUGAAUAAAGUGCAAUAUGAAAUACUGA
This is a messenger RNA of Hippoglossus stenolepis (Pacific halibut), 2850 nucleotides long. It is a transcript of the gene ugp2b, whose product is annotated as UDP-glucose pyrophosphorylase 2b. Gene Ontology annotation, biological process: glycogen metabolic process; UDP-alpha-D-glucose metabolic process. NCBI's taxonomy places the organism in Eukaryota, Metazoa, Chordata, Actinopteri, Pleuronectiformes, Pleuronectidae. The record is from RefSeq and is a predicted model, not a curated record. The transcript has 10 exons. Gene Ontology annotation, molecular function: UTP:glucose-1-phosphate uridylyltransferase activity. Bases 337 to 1863 code for a protein of 508 amino acids. Gene Ontology annotation, cellular component: cytoplasm.